Molecule: messenger RNA, 1828 nt
Organism: Salvia splendens (bonfire salvia)
Lineage: Eukaryota; Viridiplantae; Streptophyta; Magnoliopsida; Lamiales; Lamiaceae
Exons: 3
Coding region: 393-1454 (353 amino acids)
Molecular function (GO): protein binding
Source: RefSeq, a predicted model, not a curated record
CGACAUUCCAAUUGCAAACCGCCAUAGAUGAAGCUGCCUGCUGCCCCACUACUGAUCCUAAAAGCGCAACUCUUGAUUUUUUGGUGCUUACCAAAUAUCGUCUUCUCCUAUCUUCAUAUCCUUGUAUCCCUCAUCCAAUUCUUCCCUUCAUCUCCCUUUUCCUCUAUUUCCCAUAUUCUCCCAAUUUCUUUUUGUAUAUCUCAACAAUAAGCUUUUUCCAUCCUACUCAUUUCAACUCAAAUUUCCAAGCUUCAGCGCAGUUUAUCCGAAUCCCGUGUGGGCGGAAGAAGCGGCACUGUGCCAUUUUGAACAAUAGCGUUAACGACACCAGUAGGCGAGGUGGGAGGGAUCAAGACUCGUUCUUGGAGUCACGUUUUGACUUCUUGGAGCCGAUGAUGCUAGUGAUCAGACCGGAGUUCCCAGAGUGGCCGGAUAAGGAAACGGCUGCUUGGGCGAUGGUUGAACAGAAGGCGAAUAGUUUGAACAUUCCCCUCUCUCUUAGGAUGAUCAAGAAGAAGCUGCAGCUUGAGGAGGGCUUUGCUGGUGGCUCCGAGGAGGCAGAGGCGGGUGGCUCUUGCUCAGUGAAGGCGGCCUUUGCCUCGAUGGUGUUCAUCAUCGUUGAGCUGCAAAGCUGUGCCUUGCACAUGAGGGAAGCUAUGUGUGAUGAGGAUUUAGAUGUGAUCACGUCUAAGGUACAGAAGGAGUUGCAUUUCUCAUUCGUGUGGCUGUUCCAGCAGGUGUUCUCGAGGACACCGGCUUUGAUGCUGCACGUGAUGGUGCUCUUGGCUAAUUUCAGUGUACAUUCGACCUCCCACAACGCCGCGAUGGUGGAGCCUUUUCAGCAUAGGCAAGGGCAGCAGUAUCAAGUGUUUGGCUCGUCGUUGUCUAUGAUGGAGGAGAAGACUGAAGGUGGUUUAGGGAGUCCGAGCAUUUAUCUGACUGAUGAGUUUGGGAGCAUGGCAGAGAUGUUGUUGUGGGACUCAAUGGUUGAUGAGGCUAAGAAGACAAGGGAAGGCGUGGACGUGGAUCACGACACCAUGAAACAUUUUGUUUCACCCGUGGCUGUGGAGAUCGAGAACGAUAGCUAUGACGAUUUUCUCAGGGCGGACCUCUUGUACCAGAUUAAAUUAUCUUUCGAACCUAAUAAUGCACUCUUGCUAUGCAACUAUGCGCGAUUUCUGCAUCUCGUUGCACGCGAUUAUCAGAGGUCCGAGGAAUGCUUCAGGCGGGCAGUACAAGUAACGCCACCGGAUGGAGAAUCCUUCAGUGAAUACGCCAACUUCCUAUGGACAGUGAGGAAGGACUAUUUGGCGGCCGAGGAGACCUACCUACAAGCUAUGGCGCUCGAGCCACACAACUCCUACUUCGCCUCUAGAUACGCCAACUUUUUGUGGAGCACUGGUGGCGAAGACACCUGCUUCCCUCUCAACAAUUCCUCCAACUCGAACGUGUAGGAAGCCAUCGAGCAUCAUCAUCUUGAUCGUAUAGUUAUACAAGAAGAAUACAAUUUGUUUGUCCCUUGCUUUUCCGGGACUCUGGAAGCUCGAUCAAUGGGGCUGGAAACCCCAGGGCAUGAGGAUAUCUUUGUAUGUGUUUGGGGCGACACUGAAUAUUGAAAAGGCUAGUUUUUUGAUGGAGUUGGUCAGGAAGAAGGUGAAGGAAGAUUUUUACAGCAGGUUACAAUGCAACUCUUAAUUUUUACAAUUUGUACAGAAAAAUGUUAGUUUUUUGUUACUAGAUGAGUGGCAUUAUGUUGCUUCACUUGCUUGUAUACUGUACUUACUACUCAAAAUGGGGAGAAACUACAUUUGUAUAUUAUUACCAUAAA